Bufo gargarizans (Asiatic toad) is the source of this 1691-nucleotide messenger RNA. RefSeq lists its product as uncharacterized. The record is from RefSeq and is a predicted model, not a curated record. NCBI's taxonomy places the organism in Eukaryota, Metazoa, Chordata, Amphibia, Anura, Bufonidae. The coding region runs from base 1 to 1587 and encodes 528 amino acids. The transcript has 7 exons.
AUGCGACUUUGCAGAGACAAGGAGAUCCAAUCCAGUCUGUCAUCUUCCAAGAACUCCCUCAAGAACAUUGCGAGCUGCGGUACCGCCAUAAGCUACAAUUGUGUCGCCUCCCUCCAAUCCACUGAGGACAUUAUACACUUCCUGGAAGAAAGAGGGUUCACGAUCUUUGAUAAGCCCCCCUCUCCCUGCGCUGCCUGUUGUACAUCUCCUCCUCCUCCUCCUCCUCCUUCUCCCAUCCAGGCCAGCCAGCAUCUGCCACCUUCCACCCACAAUGAUCAUGUCUCUGAAUACGAGAUUAGUCAUGAUGAGGAGGAAGAUGCUUCUGAAACUACGAACCAGGAGAAGGAGGAUGGAGCUUCAGAAACCGUGAUCCUAAUGGAGGAGGAAGACGGGGGUGCUACAGGAACUGUGAGCCUAGUGGAGGAGGAGGAGGAAGAUGGGUGCGCUACAGGGACUGUGAGCCUAGUGGAGGAGGAGGAGGAAGAUGGGUGCGCUACAGGAACUGUGAGCCUAGUGGAGGAGGAGGAGGGUUCUUCAGACACAGUGAGCCUAGAGGAGGAAGAAGAGUGCACUACAGGAACUGUGAACCGAUUAUCCUUAACAGAGUCUUCCAAUGAAAAUGUUGAUGCUGAGAGGUUCUUUCACAGCACUCCUAGUACAACAUGCGUUCCACCAACCUCUCUCUCAAGCAGCCCGACCUGUACAGAGCGUGCGAGUUCUUCAUCACCGCCACCGAAGACAUUCAGAAGACUCUGUCCAAGGGACUCUGCAGAGACCGGGUCGACAGGAGGUGAAAGGUACACGUCCUUGAGCCAGAAAACGCCCACCCCGUCCGAUUGCCGAGCGGUCCUCAGAGUGGCCAAGAGCAUGUUCUUGAAGUGCAUAAACCAAGCCCGGGCGAACAGCGCAACCUCGUGUCAGCAGACAGAAAUCGUCCAGUACCUAGAGUGCCUUCUUGUCUUAAAGCAUCUUCAGCGGCCGGGGGUAGUGCAAAAUAUGACUGUGGCAGAGUGGCAGGGGAGGAUGUAUCAUGACUACGAAGGCGAAAACCUAUGUGUAAUCGGAGUGAGAACCCACAAAACCUCUACCCAACAAGUUGCUGCUUUUGCUCUGGAUAAGGAUGAAGAGUCGUGGUUCCGAGCCUACUACGAAAAAGUCCGGCCAUCGCUAGCCAACAGUGACACAGACCACCCUAAGGCAAAGUUCUUCCUUUCGUCAUUUGGAACUGAGAGACAGAGUGUUUCCAGAGACAUCAAGAGAUACCAAUUAAAGUACAAACUCCCCGAUAUCUCCAGUCAGGUGGUCAGGAAGGUCUGCGAAACUUGGACGCUUGCAAAGUACACGGAUCCGGAAAAGUCUCUGUUUGCAAAGUACUUGGCGCACACGAAUGCUACAGCGGAGAGGCACUACCGCGAGAAAGUGUUGGAUGACAUCUGUCAUGGCUACAAGCUGGUGAGGAGAUCUGGCGGUUGUGAGGAGAGCCAGACCCCAGACGCCGCUGCCCCCCAGAUGGAACUUAAUGUGGUGGAGAGGGAGAUGGAAUGUCUGUCGGAACCCCAAGACAGUUCAAGCAGUGAUGGUCAAUGAUACAACAUCAGCAGCGUCGAGUAGGGCAUUCGAUCGCCAAACCGGGCAAUUGUUAUUUAUUUAAGUUACUGAAUCUAUUUUGUUCUACAAUCUGCAAUCCCACA